UGUGCUGCUUUCAGUUUCGUUUGAAAUCUCGCUAAGCGUGCGAUGUGCGCGCAGUUUUGACGCCAGAACAAACGAGCCAUACAGAACCUUUACAAUGUCGAAUCUUCUGCUUCUGCUGCUGUUUUGCAUCAUCUAUAAUAGCGGAACCUCCACUAUACCUGUGAGAGGAAGAAAGGGAGGCGACGCCAUACUGACAUGUGAAUACAAGGCCAGAGAGAUUUCAGAUAUUCGUUUCAUUCGUCACAGAAAACGCAUCCACUUUGCUGUCAUCCCUGUUUGUCCGAAUGAAGAACAUAAACGUGCGCGUGCGCGUGCCCGAGUAUGUAAAAAAGAAGCAUGUGACGUCGUCAUCAAGGAUCUGAUCUUCAGUGACGCUGGGAAAUACAUUUUUAGAUUCGAUUACAAAAAUGCUCUGACAGAGCUGGAGUACCAACUUUAUAUUUAUGAUGAGUUUUCUGUGAAAAUCAGUGAGAAGCUGAAGUUAGAUGUUCUGUUGUCUAAUGCUGAUAAAGUGCAGCAUCAGAGAAGAAGCAGCACAGAGUGGAAGGAUGUCUGGAAGAGAGGCCAUGGUGUUCAAAAUGACCAGCUGAAUGACAGAGAUGGAAACCUGAUCAUCAAUAACUUUACAGCCAGUGAUGCAGGAACUUACAGAGUUUUGGGCUCUGAAGGAGAACUCUUGAUCAUAGUGACUGUUGAAGAAUCUCCAGGAUCUCCAGAAUGUCCAGAAACUCCAGGACCAACGAACGGACCCAAGAGUGACGCUAUACAAAACAAUCACUGGAUUGGACCAGCCAGGCAGCCUGUGUGUUUUUGGGUGGUUCUUUGGUGGCUCUGCCUCUUUUAAAAGAACAAGGAUGCACCAAUGUCUGGAUGGAGGUCUGAGUAGGUACUACGUUUGAUGAAGAACUAUCGUCAUGACUGUUAAACAGUAUAUGUUCUAUAUGGCAUGAAUUUAAUCUAGAUGUGCUACAGCUGUCAUAUUGUCAUGUGAGCUAUGAUCCCGAAAGUAGUAGGUCAUCCAGGUACUUUUUGUCUGCUGUUUUAUGAGUACUACGCCCUAUCUGAACAGUAAUUAGUUCUCAUGGGGAUGUAAUUUUUUUUUUCAGUUUACAGGGGUUAGACAGUGAUUUUAUUGCCGUCCGAAUCUAGAAUGUCAGUGUUUUUCUCCCACCACUUGUAUAACAAUUCCCUGACCAAAUAGCCUGCUGUUUUUUUUUAACAAACAAAAAGGUCAUGUGGUAAUUUCACUGCUGUCCGAAUCCACAUCUCUGAGUUUACAAGAAGGGAUCAAUUCAAAAUGCACUGUUUAAAUUCGUUUUGACCACUGCUGAACACCGUACGGGAACUGUUGCACUUCGCUGUGAUUUGCAUGCAUUUUAAAGAUGUACAUUUUUUUAUUACUGAAAUGCUGGAAAGUAUUUACAAACAAUAUUCAGUGCUCCGUGAGUUCACUUUGCUCAGGUGCAUCAGUGCUCCUCCACAGCGAGUGAGAGCUGUUUACAAAUAAACAUUUCUGGCAUAUUUAUUUAUUUAUUUAUUUAAAUUGAUUAAUAGUGUGCUU
Molecule: messenger RNA, 1561 nt
Organism: Sinocyclocheilus anshuiensis
Lineage: Eukaryota; Metazoa; Chordata; Actinopteri; Cypriniformes; Cyprinidae
Exons: 6
Coding region: 95-844 (249 amino acids)
Source: RefSeq, a predicted model, not a curated record